Messenger RNA from Drepanopeziza brunnea f. sp. 'multigermtubi' MB_m1, 1665 nucleotides. RefSeq lists its product as uncharacterized. Gene Ontology annotation, biological process: superoxide anion generation; defense response. Gene Ontology annotation, cellular component: NADPH oxidase complex; plasma membrane. Gene Ontology annotation, molecular function: superoxide-generating NAD(P)H oxidase activity. Lineage: Eukaryota; Fungi; Ascomycota; Leotiomycetes; Helotiales; Drepanopezizaceae. The record is from RefSeq and is a predicted model, not a curated record.
AUGGGGUUCUGGAGCGAGUUCAAGACACAGACGCGGGGGUCUAAACUAUUAUUCAAUGUUCUCUUCCAUGGAUUCCAUAUCGGGAUUUUUGCACUGGGAUGGUACAAACAAGCAACAGAAAUUAGACUCGCGGGUCUGAAUACUCUAACAUAUUCCGUAUGGCUGUCUCGAGGUGCUGGACUCGUCCUGUCCGUUGAUGGGGCACUGAUCCUCCUGCCCAUGUGCAGGAAUAUCCUGAGAUACAUCAGACCGAAGGUCAAGUUCCUCCCACUCGACGAGUCGCAGUGGUUCCAUCGCCAAGUUGCUUAUUCCUUGUUGGUGUAUACCAUCAUCCAUACUACCGCCCACUACGUCAACUUCUUCAACGUCGAAAUAACCCAAAUACGCAAAGAAUCAGCACUCCAGAUCCACUACAGUCAAGUAGGAGGUAUUACCGGACACAUUAUGCUCCUGUGUAUGCUCCUCAUGUAUACCACCUCUCACGCCAAGAUCCGCCAGCAGUCCUUCGAGACGUUCUGGUACACUCACCACUUGUUCGUCCCUUUCAUGCUUGGCCUGUACACUCACGCCACUGGGUGCUUCGUUCGCGAUACCACGCAUCCAUUUUCGCCAUUUGCUGGCGACGAUUUCUGGGAUCACUGCAUUGGGUACCAUGGCUGGAGAUGGGAACUCUGGGGAGGCGCAUUCUACCUGAUCGAGCGAAUUUACCGUGAGAUUAGAUCGAGAAGAGAUACUUCUAUCGUGCGAGUCGUCCGCCAUCCAUACGAUGCUAUGGAAAUCCAAUUUCGCAAGCCCUCCAUGAAAUACAAAGCCGGGCAGUGGCUCUUCCUCAACGUCCCCUCCGUCUCCAAACACCAAUGGCACCCUUUUACCAUCACCUCCUGCCCCUUCGAUCCCUACAUCUCGGUGCACGUCCGGCAAGUAGGCGACUUCACGCGGGCCCUUGGCGACGCCCUCGGUGCGGGACCGUCCCAAAGCAAAGUCUACGACGACGUCGACCCGAUGGGCAUGUAUGAAGUGGCGCUGCAGAACGGGCAGACGAUGCCAGAACUAAGGAUCGACGGCCCGUACGGCGCACCCGCCGAGGACGUCUUCGACAACGAGAUUGCUGUCCUGAUCGGCACGGGUAUCGGCGUCACGCCUUGGGCCGCCAUCCUCAAGAACAUCUGGCAUAUGCGGCAGAGCCCGGACCCACCGCGACGCCUGCGCCGCGUCGAGUUCAUCUGGGUAUGCAGGGACACGACCUCCUUCGAGUGGUUCCAGGUCCUGCUGUCCUCCCUCGAGGCCCAGAGCCAGGAGGCCGCGCAGCAGAGCCAAGGCGGCGUCGAAGCCGAGUUUCUGCGCAUCCAUACCUACCUGACGCAGAAGCUCGACCUGGACACGGCGCAGAAUAUCGUGCUCAACAGCGUAGGCGCCGCGCUCGACCCGCUGACGGAGCUCAAAUCGCGGACGAAUUUCGGGAGGCCGGACUUUGGGCGCCUGUUUGAGGGCAUGAGGGAGGGUAUACUCGAUCGCACGUAUCUGAGUGGCUUGGAGGGUUCUAUGAAGACCAAAGUUGGGGUUUACUUCUGUGGACCCAACGUCGCAGCGAGGGAGAUUAAGAAGGCGUGUAAGAAUGCGACUACUCAGGACGUCAACUUCUCGUUUUGGAAGGAGCAUUUUUGA